This is a messenger RNA of Botrytis fragariae, 1836 nucleotides long. RefSeq lists its product as uncharacterized. The transcript has 4 exons. NCBI's taxonomy places the organism in Eukaryota, Fungi, Ascomycota, Leotiomycetes, Helotiales, Sclerotiniaceae. The record is from RefSeq and is a predicted model, not a curated record. Bases 1 to 1836 code for a protein of 611 amino acids.
AUGGUCCAUGACCCGGGUCUUGAUAGCUUGGCAGCUUGGCAGCUUGGCGAAUCGAAUUCUGAAUAUACAAGCGCUGGCAAGAAACAUGAUUCGAAGAGAGCUAUUAGAACCGGUCACGGAGUUUCAACUGGCAUUGGAAAAUGUGUCUUUGGGGGACGUGGUUCAAUCGCCGGUCAGCUUUUGCCUCAAGAUUCCAAUGCGGAUAAUACUUUUCUAAGUGAUGCUCUACAUAGCUUCCGGAAAUUUUUGCGACGUGGAACCAUUCUGCAGCGACGGCAACUUCUUAUGGAAGCGCACAAGCUCUCUGCUCAAACAUCAUCAUCACAUGAUCUUCAUCUCCUUCAAUCGCCAUCCCUAGAGUUUGACAACAGUACCACGUACGCAUCUGACGUCGCAUCUGAAAUUUGUAAGAAGCGGCAUCUGGACGGUCUGUUGCAGCAAUCCAGUCCUAUAAAUGGCUCUGCUCGCAAGCGGAGAGCUCAACCCUCAAGGGCGGCCUUUAAUUUAUCAAAUACCACUGCGCACUCUCCCUCUACUAAGAAGGUCUCUUUAACUACGUUCCAUCCUCGAGAAUAUGACCAAUACCCAGAGAAUGGGCAUGGUGAAAUCCAUAUCGAUAAAGAUGCAGGAGUUUAUGGCUUGACGCCGGAACAUGUACAGUCGCCACAGACUGCAUCUUACGACCUAUCUAGCAAUCCCACUAUUCCAAACAUCCUUGUCAAGGCAAGGGAAUUCUUUGAGUUGCGGCUUGCUAACCGUGGGAAUCGCGCUAGAUAUCUUGUUCGCGCCGUCCAGGGAUUUCUUGAGGCACCUCAGCUCCCAUGUGAUUUUGCAAAGGAGAUGUGGAAUAAAAAGUCGGCAAUCUUCUCUAAACCACAAGUGACAGGGUCCACGGCUCGCUUUCGAAGUCUCUAUGAGGGCCAUCGGAAGAUUAAGAGGGGUGGGGAGGAGUACCUUGCUGCAGCUCGCUUCUGUUAUAUCUAUUUGGAACACGAUUUGGAGCAGAUAAUACAAUCGCAAAAACUUGUUUUGUCUCAAGGUAGAGGCAAAGUGACGGCUGCCUUCCAGCUACAGGCAAAGAACAUUUCCAUCACUAUGGAUGCUCUUCGAGCCGAACGUAAGGCCGGCCGAGGAUAUAUACGACUUUUAAUGGAAGGCGGACCUGGUUUUGUGCUUCGCAUGGGUAGCAAUGUAUCGACCAUAUGGGAAAGGAAGCUUAGUGUCAGCGAUAUCACUCUUAUUAUAGAAUUCAUCAAGACCUAUGCCGGCGACCUAUAUGACAACAUCAAAUCAUACGAUCAAGCUGCUGUACAAGCACUUCUUAACGGCUUCAUCGCAUAUGGUUGGACUAACACGGAGAUUCGUGAAACACGAAGCUCUCUGUUCGACGAAUUACAACGCUAUGCCAAUUUAUACAACCAAUGCCCUGAAAGAACACUCGAAGAUAAUUCCAACACAGUGUCUCUCGCAACACCAAUAUCAGAAAUCUGGGACGGUUCAUUGAGGCAGAACAAAUCCCCUUCUAUGCUUUCAAAUCUAGAUCUGCUUCUGGAAGAGAGAAAUCAGAUGAUGUCAAUGCCAACAAAUUCCGAGGGAGACCUAGAAUUAGUCCUUUGUAACGAGGACUUCGGCUAUAUCGGAACAACUGCACUAGAGCUUGAACAGCCUUUAUUCGAAGAGAAUUUAGACACAACGUUUGAUACAAUAGAUACUUCUGGCUCCGAAAUACAAGAUGAUUUUUCUCUCUUCCACGAGCUCUUCCCAGAGCUCACUGCCUAUGAAACUUCCGUUCAUUCUUUAAACAGUGGGUGUUUAGAUACGCCACCUGAGAGUUAA